Molecule: messenger RNA, 2150 nt
Organism: Mollisia scopiformis
Lineage: Eukaryota; Fungi; Ascomycota; Leotiomycetes; Helotiales; Mollisiaceae
Product: glycoside hydrolase family 72 protein
Exons: 4
Coding region: 451-1893 (480 amino acids)
Biological process (GO): fungal-type cell wall (1->3)-beta-D-glucan biosynthetic process
Cellular component (GO): cytoplasm; fungal-type cell wall
Molecular function (GO): 1,3-beta-glucanosyltransferase activity
Source: RefSeq, a predicted model, not a curated record
GCCUCUUCAGGAUAUUAGCCAACUUCACCUCAUCUCAUAAUCCAACCUUCAUUUCCAACUUCAACAUUCACUCUCUUGAUUCUUGAUGCCAAAGACAGCAUUCACAUAUGAGGGAUUUUCUCUUGGCGGACGUUCCAUUAUUGAGAUUGAGUUUUCGCCAAAGCCAACAACUAGAUAUUAAGGUACACUAGUGGAUCUGCCAGGCUGCUGACGAUCCUCGAAUAGGAAAGGCUUAUCGUGACUCGCAUUAACUAGAAACAUUGGGACACUCGAGUCCAUUCCUCACUGGCAAACAAUCUCGGACUCGAUCUUUUCGCAUCUUCUUCCUCGCUGUCGUUACUCUCACUGUCAUUGACUUACAUUCGUUACCGGAGGAAUUGAGGCACUGAGGCCGUUGAUCGACCGCACAAGGGACAUUCGGGACCUUGGGAUUGUUGGACCUCGAUCAACAUGUUUCAGUCGAUCCAAUUCGCGAUUCUUUCGCUCUUCGUCGCAACUACCUUCGCUGUAGAGACUGUGGUUAUCAAUGGCUCGGAUUUCGUUAAUUCGGUCACUGGGAAUAGAUUACAGAUCUUGGGUGUCGCAUAUCAACCUGGAGGAUCGUCAGGAUAUGAUCCAGCCAGUGGAGUAGAUCCGUUGAGUGAUGGGAGCGUAUGCUUGAGAGAUGCUGCGCUCAUGCAGCGUCUGGGCGUGAAUGCGAUUCGAGUCUACAAUGUCGACCCUGACCUUAAUCAUGAUAUGUGUGCCUCCAUAUUCAAUGCGGUUGGCAUAUACAUGUUGAUUGACGUUAAUUCUCCUCUAGCUGGACAGAGUAUCGACCGUAGCGCUCCAUGGGAUUCCUACGACUCUUCAUACUUGAACCGAACAUUUGCUGUGGUGGAAGCAUUCAAGAGCUACCCAAAUACCCUCUUGUUUUUUGCUGGGAAUGAGGUUGUCAAUGAUCUGCCAACUGGUGGAACUGUUCCUCCGUAUAUGAGAGCUGUCACUCGAGAUCUCAAGCAUUAUAUUGCAAAGCACUCCACCCGUAGCAUCCCCGUAGGAUAUAGCGCUGCAGACGUUCGUGAUGUUCUUCUCGACACCUGGAACUAUCUUCAAUGCACUACCACUGGCGAUGACACGGACCCUUCUCGUGUGGAUCUUUUCGCACUUAAUAGUUAUUCGUGGUGCGGUGAUUCUACAUACCAGACAUCUACUUAUGACGUCCUCACCGCAGAUUUCAGCAACACUAGUGUCCCAGUGUUCUUCUCCGAAUAUGGCUGCAAUCAACCAUCACCUCGUGUCUUUACCGAAGUCCCCGUUCUCUAUGGGCCACUCAUGACUCCAGUUCUUUCUGGUGGUCUCGUAUACGAGUUUACUCAGGAGACCUCCAAUUAUGGUCUUGUGAAUGUAAACAGCAAUGGAUCUGCCGAACUUCUGGUUGACUAUGAUACCUUGCAAAAGCAAUUUAACACCCUGAACGUUACCAUGCUUCAAGGCGAAAAGGCUGCAAACACCACUGUUGUGGCCCCAACUUGCGCCUCUUCACUCAUCGUUAAUCAAGGAUUCGCAAACAACUUCACAAUCCCAGCAGUUCCUUCCGGAGCACAAGAUCUAAUCGACAACGGCAUCAGCCCUGCACCCGUUGGGAAGCUAGUUACGGUUACAUCCACUAAGGUCACCCAGCAAGUACAGCAGAGUAAUGGCCAGGUGAUGACUGGUCUUGCAAUUACCCCUCUGGCCGACGAUGAAAGCAACAACCCCAGCGGCGCAAGCCCGUCGUCUUCUAGCACAACCACAAGUUCUGCACCAGCAGCAACUACCAGUAAGAAGGGCGGGGCUGGGAAUGUAAAGAGUAAUUGGAGUGUGCUGCUAGGCGUUGUAUCUCUUUCCGUUUUGUACACUUCUUUCAUUUGAGCCAAUGUUGGCAUACUUUCUCUUCUUGCACAUAAUUCGGAGACGGGUUUCAUGAAUGACGAGAAGUUUCGUGGGUGUUAUCUCCUUCAAGCAGCGUCAGUUCAUGGUUGAGAAUGGGAUGGAUGUUUUAUUGAUGAGCAUGAAGCGAUGCAUUAGAUUACUUAAUUUGAGUUGUACGCCAAGCGCGACUCUCUGCUUCAAGGAACUAUAUUUGAGCAAUUAGCAUGCACGAAGCGUGGUAUUGACCUUAUCAAGGG